Messenger RNA from Paralichthys olivaceus (Japanese flounder), 3048 nucleotides. It is a transcript of the gene ppp3r1a, whose product is annotated as protein phosphatase 3, regulatory subunit B, alpha a. NCBI's taxonomy places the organism in Eukaryota, Metazoa, Chordata, Actinopteri, Pleuronectiformes, Paralichthyidae. Gene Ontology annotation, biological process: calcineurin-mediated signaling; protein dephosphorylation. The record is from RefSeq and is a predicted model, not a curated record. Gene Ontology annotation, molecular function: calcium-dependent protein serine/threonine phosphatase regulator activity; calcium ion binding; phosphatase binding. Gene Ontology annotation, cellular component: calcineurin complex.
CCGCCCCUCUGUCCCCGCCCCUGCAGUGGAAGCCUCCGUGAAGCGGACAGAGACGGAGAACAGAGCCCCUGAAGCUGGGUGGUGAAGCCAGGCCGAGACCCCGCACGAGCACCGCAGCGCCGACAGCAAACCCCCCCCCCUUUCUGGUUCUCCUCGACUCAGCUCGGCGGCCCUAGCGACUCCCCUCCUGCUCCUCCAACCUCCUUUUUCCGCCGCGCCUGGAUUUCAUCAUCCGACCUGCAAGAUGGGAAAUGAAGCCAGUUACCCCCUGGAGAUGUGCUCGCAUUUCGAUGCUGAUGAGAUUAAGAGGCUAGGGAAGAGGUUUAAGAAACUCGACCUAGAUAACUCUGGCUCACUCAGCGUGGAGGAGUUCAUGUCGCUGCCGGAGCUGCAACAGAACCCGCUGGUGCAGAGGGUUAUCGACAUAUUUGACACGGACGGGAACGGAGAGGUGGACUUUAAAGAGUUCAUCGAGGGAGUCUCACAGUUCAGCGUCAAGGGCGACAAGGAGCAGAAGCUUCGGUUUGCUUUUAGGAUCUACGACAUGGACAAGGACGGCUACAUCUCCAACGGUGAGCUGUUCCAGGUGCUCAAGAUGAUGGUAGGCAACAACCUGAAGGACACGCAGCUCCAGCAGAUCGUGGACAAGACCAUUAUAAACGCAGACAAGGACGGAGACGGCAGGAUAUCCUUCGAAGAGUUCUGUGCAGUGGUCGGCGGUCUCGAUAUACACAAAAAGAUGGUGGUGGACGUGUGAGCACCCCUCCGCUCGCUGGAUCCCGCCCCACCCCCCUUCCUCCUCAACACUCGCUUUCUCCACCAUCUCUGAAGAUCUGCUCAAGACGUCCGGCAAAACGCUCACUAUGUAACUCAAUGGAAGUAUUCUCUCUCUCUCUCUCUCUCUCUCUCUCUCUCUCUCUCACACACACACACACUCUCUCUCUGUGUCUCUCUCUCUCUCUCUCUGUGAAGCCACUUUUUUCUUUCACAGGCCUCGAUAAGCCAACUCUGAAGUGUUAUUGAGCUGUAAAUCCUCUCGAUUACCCGGUCGUAGCACGAGAUUGAAGGACAUCGAUCUGACAUUUGUUAGAGCAUCUCCGACUUUUGGAUGAGGGGGGGAGAAAGGGGGGCUCAGAGAGGAGGCUGCUUGGCUUGUUCAUAUUUCAUCCUUUUUUCUUUUUUUUUUUUUUAUUGUUGUUUUUGAUUUAUUUUUUGUUCUUGUCUUUUAUAAAGAAGAAAAAAAAAAUACAAGUAUAUCUACGGUUGUCUCGUGAGGGGAAGUGUGUAGUAUAUGAACACUUGACUUACAGUACAACUAGACAGUAGGGUAUGAAGUGCCAACCAGAACAUAUCCAGAAACCAAGUUAUUACCCAUCAUCACCACUGUCAUUCAUGCCGGACAAAGUGGCUCGCGACACUUCGAACUGCACAAGUUUUAGAUGCAAAACAACAUUUCAGUUGCGUCUUCUUUUUUUUUUGUUGCUCUCCUCAAUUUCAGCUUAACACACGAGCUGUUAACGACUACACCGGUUAAGCUUCCAGUCGCUCUUCGCAAAAGCAGGUUUUUUUUUCUUUUGUAAUAAGAUUAGCUAGUUUUAUUUAUACGUACGAUUGUGUUUGUAUUGUUGGGAGAUUAUCUUUGUUUCUUGUCAUGAUAAUAAAUAAAAAUAAAAUGCCAAGACAGCGUCUUUUUCAAAACAAUCUGUGGCUGCAGAGCGAUACUUGGUUUACUCUCGAUGAAGUAUUGUGCGUUUCUCCAACGCUUCGUGGAAAUCGUUAAAAAUUUCAAGACAUUUUUUGGGACAGCGGCUGGAUGGACUUGGCUGAAAACUGAGAGGACUAGUUCAAGAGUGAGAUUUUACAUUGUUUGUGCAAGUAUAUAGCAUUUUAAGAGACUUAUCUGCAGGCAGCGUUUUUUAACCAGUAUGUGUAUAUUAGGUAAUCAAUGUGCUCGUCAUCUUUAACAGCGACAGGAGAAGGCAGCUUUGCCUCAGCUUAACGUGAGCCCUUCUGAAAUACUUACCUUUCUCAGCAACGCGCAGGACGGCUCGGUUUCUCAAACGCAAAACACUUAAAAUCUUAACUUGUUGGCAUGAUCAGUGUGCAAUGGGAUAGACUGUACAUUGUAGUUAGGUUCUUUUUUUUUUUCUUUUUGAACGUGUACAUUUCAAAAGUUGGCUUCUUCUCCCACUUUUUUUUUUUGUUUCUGUCACGAUCACCUCAUUUCUCCCCCUUCCACCCACUUCUACAAACAGGGAGAAAAACAAAUUUUAACCAAAAUUUUAAUUUCUAAGGGAAAAAUGCUUCCUACUAUGAAUGGCGUUGGGAUGGCUUUUUUUGCGUUUGGCUUUGGAGGCCGCCCGCCGGUUCGAACAGGGGUUUUCAGUCAGAGAUGUGAAUCUGGAGUGCUCUGUUGUCCCUUAUCCCAAAGCUCUGCACGGCUUGGGCCUCCCUGUGCUUGCAUGACAUGGAAAUAUAUUUUUUGUUGUGCAUGUAGAUCAAUUUUUUGAAAUAAUCCUCUUGUUUACACAUGGAUGGUGAUGUUAAUAUAUUUAAGAAUUUAAUGGUAUACAAUAUGGAUGUUGCCAAACUUUGGUAAAUGUACACAUAUUAUGAGAGGUAAUCCAAAUGAACUGAACUACAUGUAACUUUUUGUAUUUUUACCCGGGUCAGUGAGAUGCUUCUAUUCCAGUGAAGGUUGCACAUCUGAUCCUGUCUCAAACUGCCACGCACUGUACUCAGCUUAAAGGGGAAAAUUUUAUGUUUUUUUUGUUUCUUUCUUUUGUAUAUAAGUAUUUGUUAAAUGCAGUUCUGGCUCUCUGUUCUCUGUAUAGUUCAGACCGCGCUUUAGUUUGUAAGUGCUACUUUUUUCUCUGAUGGACUUUGGGUUCUUUUUAGUUUGUGUGGGGAUAUCUGAAAAGAUUUAAGUUUGAGAACCUUUUUUUCCCUUUUUCUGCAUGCUGCAUCUUAUGCUGUGGGACUGUUGGAAACUUGAUACUGUAUGAAAAUUAAAUAAAAUUUAAAUAAACUUUGAAAUGUUGAAAGUAA